CGUACUUUGAAAACCAUUUUUUACCACUUCCGGUAAAUAAAUAAAUAAAAUGUACAAAAAGAAAUUUGAAUUGUAAAAUAUUAUUUGGAAUGGUGAAGAAAAUAAAAAAAUACAAAUUCAUGAGUAUGUCAAGAAUCAACUCUAAGAUAAUCGAGAUGAUCGCAUGUCUGUGGAUCAUCCUUACCCUCUCAAGCGUCGCUAUGUCUCAGCCCAACUUUUACACUCACGGUCGUUAUGGAAAACGUGAGGAGACAGCACAUACAUCCUUAGAUCCAUCAACCUUUUUUUCGGGAAGUAGGUAUGGCCGAGGGGAUUCAGAGUUCAAAAAUUCUAAUUUAGAUGAAAAAAGUGUUGAAUUAUUACCGCGAGUUGAUCGAUUUUUUCUUGGAAGUCGAUAUGGAAAAAGAAAAAUGUAUCCAGACGUAUCGGACAAAAGAUUCGCAUCUUUGAAAAAUAUAGAAGCGGCAUUAAAGUACAAUGAUCAUAUGGGCCAUCAAAAAUCGAUUAGUAAUAGUCUCAAUCAAGCUGAUUAUCGAAAUCGCGAUGAAAAUAAGUCUCAUUUGCUACUAAAGUCAAUGAAGAUAAUGAAUUAUCCGAAUCUGAAACGCCUGGAAGAAAAAUAAAUUACAACUAAGUGGAAUCAUCCUAGUAUGAAAAUGCACAAUAUCUUUAUUUCUGCUUUUCACAUUUCGACGAUAAAUGCAAUGUUAUGCCAUACAAAUUUAAGAAAAAUUUUCUCCGAAGACUGAAAUAUUAUAUAAAACUGGAAAUGUCCGAAGAGUCAGUAUUAUAGACUAUUAUAAAUUAUAAUCGAUUGGAAAUAAAUUGAUAAA
Messenger RNA from Chelonus insularis, 833 nucleotides. RefSeq names its product RYamide (gene RYa). The coding region runs from base 90 to 623 and encodes 177 amino acids. The record is from RefSeq and is a predicted model, not a curated record. Lineage: Eukaryota; Metazoa; Arthropoda; Insecta; Hymenoptera; Braconidae. The transcript is spliced from 5 exons.